Coffea arabica (coffee) is the source of this 1712-nucleotide messenger RNA. RefSeq lists its product as uncharacterized. NCBI's taxonomy places the organism in Eukaryota, Viridiplantae, Streptophyta, Magnoliopsida, Gentianales, Rubiaceae. The record is from RefSeq and is a predicted model, not a curated record.
AAAAUAGGUAUGUCAAUUCCUCUCCAAAUUAAAAGAAAAAAAGAAAAGCCCUAAAAUGAACAGGACAGCCUAAUCGGGAAAUGACUGAGAUUCCCUUUCCUUGAGUGAAGUUGCUUAAAUUAGCAGCCAAAAAAAGGUUUUAAGCAGCCAAAAAAAGGAAUCGACCACACCUCAAUUUCCGUACAGAUUUUCCGCUUUCUCCCAUCCUCUUUCCUUUCUUCCCUACACCAUUUCCAAAUUCCUUUGGUUGUAUGUAACUAGCAAAUAAACUAUCUUAAUCUUCACAGUUCUCCCUUGCGUCAGCACAUGUGUUCAGCUCUAUCCAUUAGCAGACUCUUUACAUAUCCACUGCCCGACUGUUAAUUUUUUUAGGGAAAAGAAUAUUGUCGAAUUUCAUCCAAUAAUCCAAACCGGUCGUGAAUUUAGCUUUUAGAAGUUGGGCCGUCGACAAAAUUUGAACUUGAUGGCUGCGAGUGCGAAUCCAUCUGCUGCUGCUGGUGGUGGUGGUCAGAAUAAUGGUAAUAGCAACAGCAAUCACAGCAAUAAUAACGGCCAAAGAGCAAAUGGCGCCACCAAUAACGGUCUCUCCGUUCCUGAAAAUUCCGUUUUGGGGCCUAACCAGGCGGGGCUCAUGCACGACCCCGGUGUUAAUACCGACUGGACAUCCGAAGAACAGUCCCUUUUGGAAGAUUUGCUCAACAAAUAUUCAUCAGAUGGAAUUAUUGUUCGAUAUGCUAAAAUUGCUGGGCAGUUAAAUGAUAAAACAGUUCGUGAUGUAGCAUUGCGUUGCAGAUGGAUGAAUAAGAAGGAAAACGGCAAGCGACGGAAGGAUGACCAUAAUUCAGCAAGGAAAAGUAAAGACAAAAAGGAAAAAGUUACAGAUUCUCUUCCAAAGUCUCAUGCGGGUAACCGUACAAAUGGCCCACCCUAUGCUCAGUCAGUGAUGUCCAUGGACAGUGAUGAUGGCAUCUCUUAUAAAGCAAUAGGUGGUGCAACUGGACAGCUUCUUGAGCAAAAUGCUCAAGCCUUGGACCAAAUUUCUGCAAAUUUUGCUGCUUUCAAGAUACAAGAGAAUAUAAAUCUCUUUUGCCAAGCUCGAAACAAUAUCCUUAGCAUCAUGAACGAACGGUUUCUUUAUCUAAAUACCGUUUCAAUGGACCAUGGUUCAAACUGCAUAGGGACUUUUCAGUAGUUAAGAUCUGGAUGAUUAUUCCCCAGGGAAGGGCGUUUACAAAUGCUUGAAUGACCUGCCAGAGAUAAUGAAGCAGAUGCCGCCGCUUCCUGUGAAGCUGAACGAAGAUCUUGCCAACAACAUUCUUCCUCGGGCGUCCUUGCCUAAGAAAUCUUGAGAUGCUGGCUGGCUCUCCUCAUGUGGGCUGCUCACUCAUGAUGCUUUUGACUGUGUCCCUGGAAUUGGGACCAUUGUGAUUAACAGAUAGCUAAAUAAACAGGCUAAUUAUGUCUAGUUGUUCUGCUACAUAAAGUUUAGAUUUAUCUUGUGCUGUUGUUUAUUUUUCAUUUUUUUUAGGAGUAAUUUGUCGAUUGUGUAUACGGUUGGUUGGCUCAUAGUCGCGUAAGAAGGAUUUUUUUUUUUUUUUUCCUUUUUUGGUCAAAAACGUGAGAAGGAUUUUUCACCCUGUAAAUCUUUUUUCCUGUGAAAAGCGGUGAAUGCAGGAUUUGUGGUUUAUAAUAAGUAGGGAAUCGUAAACUCC